Messenger RNA from Caretta caretta (loggerhead turtle), 1434 nucleotides. RefSeq lists its product as uncharacterized. Lineage: Eukaryota; Metazoa; Chordata; Testudines; Cheloniidae. The record is from RefSeq and is a predicted model, not a curated record.
UCCUCUGUAGGGUCCUGGAGCCCUCUGGUGGCAAAUCCCUGGAGUGUCUCCUGCAUUGUGGGACACCCCUGCCCCCCACCUCCUGCAGGGUGAGACCUCGGCCCCCUUCCCCGCCCCACUGAGGCAGCCAGUCCCCGCCCUGGGGCCGGCUGGACGCUGAGACACAUCGACACCAGUAGGGGGCAGCACGUGCCCGCGUGUCACAAUGGCGGCUCUGCCUCCCCCUGCAGGAUGCCCCGGGAACUGCAUCACAAUGUUCCGGGCCGGGGCCCCCCGCCUCCCCCCGCCCCGCGCUCCCCAGUCAGCUGUGCCGGCAGGGUGGGGGGCAGGGAUGCAGGGCCCGGCUCGCAGGCUCCCGGCCCCACCCCCUCUCCGAUGGGGGAGACCCCCUGCCCCCGGUGCCCCAUCUCCGGCCCCUGCUGCCUGGACGUUCAGGACACGGUCCUCCUCCUGGUGGCGCUCACCCUGCUGGGGCAGGUCGUCCUGAAGAUCGUGACGGUGAUCUGCCACCAGCUCUGGAGGCUGCUCACGGGGCUCGGAGGCUUUUUUGUGCCCAAGGCACCUCCAUCCCCGCCGCCCGACGCCACCAUCCGGAAGCCCCGCUGCCCGACGCACGACCCGAGCCCCAUCUCUCCCCGUCACCGGCGCUCCCCUCCCUGGGAGCUGCCCCUGCCUCGGCUCUGCCCCUGGGAACCCAUGCGGCUCACCAUGGACGUCAACCUGCACCGGGACCCGCCCCGGCACGACCGUGAGCCCCCGCGGGGCCUCCACGACGCACCUCGGCACCGCCCCAACGCCCUGGGGCCCUACCAUAACUGCACCUGCCCCCGGGCCGCGUCGGCCUCCUCUGCCCUGCCCCGCUAUGCCAGCCAGCCCAAACUGCGCCCGGCCACCGUCUCCCGCGGCACCGACGCCCGCCCGGUACCCGGGGUCCGGUUCCGCCCCACCAGCCGGGAGGAGCUGGUCUUGUCGGGGGCCGAAUCCCAGCAUCAGCGGCCCACCAAGGUCUACAUCUACCCAGUCCACCCGGAGACGCCGCCUGGCAGCCGCGACCCAUCGCCCGGGCGCCGGGAGCUGCGCUGGAAGGAGAGCGCGGGGAGGCCAGCAGGGGGCGCCAGGCAGAGCCGGGACCUGGCCACCGACACCACCGAGGAGGGGGCAGCGGAGAAGCAGGCGCUACCCAGUGGCCGCGCCCGGUAUUUCAAAGUGCAGGAGCCCUCCAUGCAGGACUGGGUCUACCGGCCCCUCAAGGAGCCCCACUGGAACUGGAACCAAGUGGGCUAAAGUGCGGGGCCUGCUCUCCCCCCUGCCCCAGCUUGGAAAAUAAAGAGUAAAGCCACGUAGCACUGGUGGGUGCCUGGCCCCAGCCCCCUGCUCUAACCACUCGACCCCACUCCCCUCCCGGAGCCCGGGAGAGAACCCAGGAGUCCUGGC